Messenger RNA from Talaromyces proteolyticus, 1449 nucleotides. Its product is annotated as zinc finger protein ZPR1. Lineage: Eukaryota; Fungi; Ascomycota; Eurotiomycetes; Eurotiales; Trichocomaceae. Gene Ontology annotation, cellular component: cytoplasm; nucleus. Gene Ontology annotation, molecular function: zinc ion binding. The transcript has 3 exons. The record is from RefSeq and is a predicted model, not a curated record. Bases 1 to 1449 code for a protein of 482 amino acids.
AUGUCCCAGGCAGAGAAUACCCCGGCGCCUGCAGAGCAACAUGCGAAGGAAAUGGAUCGCAUGUUGGAUAAUGCCAUGACCCAAACGGAUCAAAGCGAAUCGCAGUUUCAUAAGCUAGGCGAGGUUGUCGAAAACGAGGAUGACAAUGGCGUUGUCGAGGUUGAAAGCCUUUGCAUGAACUGCCAUGAGAAUGGAACCACUCGGCUCUUGCUCCUGCGCGUACCUCACUUCUCUGAUAUCAUAUUGGAAUCAUUCGAAUGCCCCCAUUGCUAUUUCAAAGACAACUCUGUCAAGUCGGCUUCUCAGAUUCGGACAUACGGAUCGAAAUACACUUUGGUAGCAGAAAAUGAAGAAGACCUUCAACGACAGGUCAUCAAGAGUGAUACUGCUGUUUUCAAACUGGAAACCCUGGACAUUGAAAUGCCCAAAGGCGAAAGUCAACUCACCAAUGUGGAGGGAGUCCUUCAGAAAAUACAUUCGACACUUGAAAGCGAACAACCUUUGCGAAAAGAACAAGCCCCGGAGCUCUACAAUUCUCUUCAACCAAUCAUCCAGAAGAUUGAGCAGAUGCUAAAGCGAGAAGCUUUCCCCUUCACAAUUUCACUGGACGACCCCACAGGCAACUCCUUCAUUGCACCUACUACACACGACAGUGGGAACAAAUAUAGGCGCCGCGAUUAUCCCCGGACGCAUGAGCAAAACGAAGAACUAGGUAUUGCAGCAGACCCAGAUGCACAGAAGGCGGAAGAGCAGAUUAUGGUCCAAAGCGCUGGAGAUCCUGAUGAUCUUGAUAUCAUUGACGGUCAAGUAUAUACCCUUCCUGCAGAGUGUCCGGGAUGUGCGAAAUCUUGCGUUGUGAAUAUGCAAAAAGUCAGCAUCCCAUACUUCAAAGAAGUUUUCGUCUGGAGUACCGUUUGUGAUCACUGCGGCUAUCGGACAAACGAAGUGAAGACGGGCGGUGCGGUCCCGGAGAAGGGAAAGCGAAUCACUCUUAAAGUCGAGACCAUUGAGGAUUUAUCGCGUGAUAUUCUCAAGUCAGAUACGUGUGCAUUGCAUAGUGAAGAGCUCCAGCUCGACGUUCAACCCGGUACGCUCGGUGGAAGAUUUACAACUGUGGAGGGUCUUUUGACGGAAGUUCGUGAUCAACUUCAUGGCCAGAUUUUCGAUGUAGGAGACUCGGGUGCCGGAGAUUCCCUGUCUUCUGGUGAUAAGGAGAAGUGGACGCGUUUCUUCGAUCAGCUCGACUCGGCCAUCAAAGGAGAAUUAAAAUUUGUUGUAACGCUUGAAGAUCCUCUCGCCAACAGCUAUGUGCAAAACCUCCACCUUCCUGACGCCGAUCCUCAGAUAAAAGUAGAAGAAUAUACUCGCACUGAGGAAGAGGAGGACGACCUCGGUUUGAAAGACAUGAAGACCGAGGGCUAUGACAACGAUAAGGAAAGCAAAGAAUGA